AUGAUUUACAACGAUCGAUUAACACCACCAAACUGGCCACCAUUAGUUCGUUAUCCAAGUUAUUAUCCUGCUCGACAAAUAAGUCUCCUGUGGUUUCUUAUUCUAACUAUCUUAUUAUUAAUUCUAAGUGUAGCUGCAUUGAUCAUUGUUUUUGCUGUUGAAAAUGCAUGGUUCCAUGAUAAUUUUGAGGGUUAUACAGUUCGAUAUGGUCUUUGGCGUUUAUGUUUUUAUGCAAAUAAUACAUGCGAUAGUUGGUUUUCUACUAGUGGACCUAAUAGUCCUUUUAUUGACCGUCGUCUUAAUGAAUCUAAAAGCGGUAUUAAUGCCUGGCAAGCUCUUGAAAUUGUAUUUCUGUUUUUAACAACGGCAACAUUAAUUAUUGCUAUAGCUUCUAUUAUUUGUUAUCGAUUUCGAAAUGGUUUUCAUUACUAUUUGGCUAUAUUAUCUAUGUUUUGCAUUUGGCCAGCAGUCGCCAUUGGUAUUUCGGUAUUAUUUGUCUUCGGUUUUUCUGUAUAUAAUGUUGCAACAACACCACGUGAUCUUGAUUGGUGUUUUUAUGUAAAUUUGGUUGCCGUUAUACUUGUUCUUUUAGGUGCUAUACUUUUAUCUAUUUAUGAUGUACUCUUGAAAAAGCCAAUUAGAGCUGUUGACGAUGAUAAUGUUAUUGAAACAUUUGCUGAUCUUAAUGGUUAUCCAACAACAUUAAGUCCAUCAACGUUUGUUAUUGUUAGACGAGAUAAGAAAAAAAGAAAUAAACCUUAUGAUUAUCCCCAAGUACUUCGUCCAAAUCAUUAUUUACCAACAACAGUAGCUAAUGGUGGUGUCAAUAUAGAUUAUAUAUCUAAUCCUAAUCAUAAAUCGCUUACACCUUAUACAUCCAUUACGACUACUCAAGAAACUAAUCUAACUAGUCAACAGCAACUACCACAACAAUACCAACAAAAACAGCAACAAUUAAAAUCAUAUCAAAGUUUUGAACGCAAUCGUACUGAUCUUAUAGCAUCACCAUCGGCAACAACAAUGCCACCACAAUUAUCAAUACCAGUUCCACCACAACCUUAUCGAAUACCAUCAUCACCUUAUCAAUAUCAACCACGUCCGUCUCCACCACAUUGGCGUCGAACAGGAACAAAUGCAAUGAAUCAAUCGAUUGGUUAUGCGUCUGAACCUACAAUUGAUUAUGUUCAACGUGAUUAUUAUCAACCAAAUCGAACAAAUCCAAUUGAAAGAAGAUUUGAGCAAAAACAAGAGCCACGUGUUUUACAUUAUUAUACAGGUUAUGAUUAUUUUGCUACUAUUGAUCCAGUUAAUACUGUUUUAACAAGACAUCAUCCAUCAACAAUGGGACCUGGUCCCACCAUAAGAUACAGUGGUAAUCCAUCUUAUCAUCCUCAAAAUGACUAUAUAAAGAGUACAUUGUAA
Messenger RNA from Rotaria sp. Silwood2, 1422 nucleotides. NCBI's taxonomy places the organism in Eukaryota, Metazoa, Rotifera, Eurotatoria, Philodinida, Philodinidae. The record is from the annotation of a GenBank genome assembly.